Molecule: messenger RNA, 1267 nt
Organism: Cuscuta europaea
Lineage: Eukaryota; Viridiplantae; Streptophyta; Magnoliopsida; Solanales; Convolvulaceae
Source: the annotation of a GenBank genome assembly
UGGGAAUAUUUUAUGGUGUUCAAUCUAGUUAGUUAUCUUUGUAUUUGUGUAGUUAUUAAUUAAUCGUGUAAUACGGGCCACAAAUGUGUAUCAGCCCGUGGGCUUCCUUGUAACCCGUAAGUUAGCCAACUUCUCCUAUAAAAGGAGGCUAACUUACGGGAACCUAAACUAUAGAGAGAGGCUUAGAGACGCAGAGGCGUAGAGAUAGAGAGAAAUUAGGUUGCCGCUGCUCUCCUUCUCCAGGGAGAGUAGCGGCAGAUUCAUACGGACCGGCCCCAGUGCGUAGACCUUCAGCCUUCAAUAGGUUAGGGGAUGCGGACCGUCGGCCAGCAUCGGAGAGGCUGGCUGGAAGGAUGGGUCAACGUGAGCCUGUCUCAUCGAGGGAGAGCUUUGGGUCCGUAUCCCGGACAACGGAUCGGCCCCGUCUUCACAAAGGCAAAGGCAAGCUACACGAGGAGGACGCACGCCACCACAUCAAUGCGGCUCGUAACCAGGCCCAAGGUGUCAUUCCUACGGCCAACUCAUCGGGGAAUCCCGGCUUUGACGCCCUCAUGAACAAACUCAGUGCUCUGGAGAGAGAAUUCGUUGAGGAGCGCGGUGACCCCAUCAUCCAGGUCAGGACCAAGACCCCCUUCACCACCAGGGUGCUCUCGGCCCCAAUACCCGAGAAAUACCGGGGAAGCACUAUGAAGCCGUAUGACGGCCGCACCGACCCCCAGGAACAUUUCAACCGAUAUCAAAACAACAUGCUGAUGGUCAAUGCAUCUGACGAAUAUUUAUGCCGUUGGUUCCUCUCCACUCUCGAGGGACCGACGUACGAAUGGUUCAACGCGUUGCCCGAGGGGAGCAUAGACUCAUGGCAAGAUCUUGCCCAACGCUUCCUCACCCAUUUCGCCGGAAGGAAGCGCGCGAAAAAGCACUUCUCCCACCUCCUCUCCGUCAAGCAACAGCCUAACGAAACACUUCGGUCCUUCAUUGACCGGUGGAUGAAGGAGACAAAUGAGGUCGAGGGCGCCGACAAGCGUACCCUCCUCGUCCUCUUCCAGGGGGGUCUUCGCAUCAGCCCCUACGCACUGAGCCUCAUCACCGACCCCCCAAGAUCAUACCUCAAAGCAAUCCAGCGGGGGAGCCUAUACGCCGACGCCGAUGACCUCCACUCCUUCAAGAAGGACGGAGGCCAGCCCUUGAAGAAGACAAACAACACGCCGGCCCUGAAUGCGCCCUCGGUCAGGGCCCGAGACCAAGGAAGCCACACCCAGCAUGUGAC